Molecule: messenger RNA, 1305 nt
Organism: Staurois parvus
Lineage: Eukaryota; Metazoa; Chordata; Amphibia; Anura; Ranidae
Source: the annotation of a GenBank genome assembly
AUGAAGCAGCUCCAGUUGGUGGAGCCAGUGAUGGCCAUCUACUGCUUUGCAAGUUUUGUCAGUUUUCCAAUAAUAGGGCAGUACAUCUAUCGCAGGAUGUGGGAAGAUGAGUUUAAUAAUACACUUACCUUCAAUGACAACGUGUCACUCUGUGAAACCAAUCAGAGUAGCCCCAACUAUAUCCAUCAAAAGGAAGUCCAGAAGCGAGCCUCCAUGUUUUCUACAAGGUUGGAUUUAAUUUCCCUUGUCCCGAGUCUUUUAAUGGCCUUAAUACUGGUUUCCUAUGGCGAUAAUCAUGGGAGGAAGGCAUCUUUACUACUUCCCUCUAUAGGCGGCUUUAUUAGUGUCACUGCUUAUUGUUCGGUGGCUUUCUUUGAGUUGCCGCUUGAAGUCUUGUAUCUCUCUUCAGUAGUCAGUGGAUUCCUGGGUGGAUUUGCUACAUUUUUUGGGGGAUGUUUUUCUUACAUAGUAGACAUAGCAAAGGACCUCCAGAAGAAGAAUAUUCGCAUAGCUUUUAUUGACAUGAUUUUUGGGGUGGCAAGUGGGGUUGCAGGGAUCACAUCAGGGUACAUCAUUAAUGCACUGGGAUUUAAUUGGUCAUUUUUCAUAUCAGCAAUUUUGCACAUUAUUAAUAUUUUGUAUAUAAUUUUUAUACUGGAAGAAACUGUAAAAAGGUCAGAAUUUUAUCAACCUGUACUGAGCAAAGAAGGUUUUAAGGAGCUCUUCUCUGGAGUUUUUUUAUUGUUUAAACAUGCAUCCUGCAAGAAACGACUGACAAUCGGGCUGCUGUUGUUUGCUUUUAUGUUUUUUUUGUUUGCCGAUUUUGGAGCUGCAAGCCUGUUCACCUUAUAUGAGCUGGACUCGCCUCUGUGCUGGGACCCGGUACUUAUCGGAUGGGGAUCGGCUCUGUCCACAUUUUGUUUUGUAGGCAGCUUCCUGGGUGUUUUCCUGUUCACACGCUGUCUGAAAGAUUCCUACAUCGUCCUCAUUGGAAUGGCGUCUUGGAUUGGAGGGAUCAUUAUGGCUGCAUUUGCCACAACAACCGUAACCAUGAUGUUAGUGAGAGUCCCUCUUCUAUUUUCUGCAAUGCCUCUUCCAGUGAUGAGGUCAAUGAUGUCCAAAGUAGUUUUGGAAAAUGAACAAGGAGCCCUGUUUGCAUGCAUCGCCUGUCUGGAGAGUUUAACCGGAAGCCUGACCAUCGUGUUUUACAACAGCAUCUAUGCAGCCACAGUCUUGUGGUUUCCAGGCUUUUGUUUCCUGUUAUCAGCUGCACUCUGCUUAAUUCCAUUAGGAGUAGUGUGGUAA